Molecule: messenger RNA, 2459 nt
Organism: Olea europaea var. sylvestris
Lineage: Eukaryota; Viridiplantae; Streptophyta; Magnoliopsida; Lamiales; Oleaceae
Product: beta-glucuronosyltransferase GlcAT14B-like
Exons: 4
Coding region: 1014-2279 (421 amino acids)
Cellular component (GO): membrane
Molecular function (GO): glucuronosyltransferase activity
Source: RefSeq, a predicted model, not a curated record
ACCAUAGAUUGCAAGCAUCUUUCACUAAUUGUAGAGAAUUUUGGGAUUUCUAUAAUCUAAUAAGCAACACUUCCACCAAAAUCCAUCACAGUUCGCCAUUCUCUCUCUCUCCCCGAGAUCUGUCUCUAUUGUUAUGCAUAUUAUAUUAUCUCUCUCUCUCUCUCUAUAGUCAGUUUCUUCACACCGACAUAAUAAACGACACGAUAUAGGUUCGUUUUCUUUAUGAUAUACUCACUUGAAUAUGUGCUUGUUUGUGAAAUUUAUGUUUUGAUAUGUUUUUCCAUUUACUUGUGCUGAUUCGAGUGACCAGUGCAGUGAACAUACCAAGCUCUUCCCAUUACUGAAAAUUUUGCCCACUUGGUGUUUGAACUAUUGGUCCACUCAUUGAAGCUUUGAGUUUUGAUUUUAAAAAAAAGGGCUUUUCUUGUAUUUGUUGUGAAUUAAGUUCUGGUAGUUUUUCAAUUUGGUAAUAACUAAUAAAUUUCAGAUAUAUAUAUACGUGCUGCUGUGUUUCAGAUUUUUGGUUUAUUCUAAUUUGUUUGCCAGAUUACUAUAUGAAACGUAGAAUUUAGCUCAAUUCGAACAGACAGUUCAUCCAAUUGUUUACUCAAUUUUUUGAAUCUAAAAAAUUUGUUCUUCUCUGCUUAAUUUUUUACACUUUACACCACACCCACACGCAUAAAUAUUAAACUAAGUUGUUUAGGAGAUCUGAUAAUUGCCCAGGAUGUGGUAGUAUUAAUUUAAUAGGCUAAGACCGUAUUUGUAUGAAUUUUUUAAUUUAAUAACUAUGUUUAUGAGUCCAGAAUGAGAUUCACGAAGUUUGAUUGAACACGUUGAUCUUCGUUUGCAAAUUUGUGCCAGAGUAGGAACCAACAGCACCUCCAUUAAUUAUUGCCCCAUACCGUCAUGCGCAACUCGUUGAUCAUGCGCUACUCAUUGAAUUGAUGAGAACACAGAGCAGUUCAACUUUGAUUAUAAUUUCUUGGUGGAACUAAUGAUCACAAGGUUUAGCAAUGGGGAACUUGAACGUGGAGAAGAAAUGGGUAUUCCCUCUUGUCAUAACUUCAUUAGUGUGUGUUUUACUUUUUGCAACCUCAUUCAAUAUGGGGCUUGCGUCAUCAUUGCACACGAUCAAUUCAAUCUUUCCGUUAUUCCCAUCUCGUGUUAUGACCAAUCAAAGCAGCCCUUAUUAUGUUGUGACAAAGAUUAAGCAAGCCCCACCACCUCCCACUGGGCCAUCUGUUCCAAAAUUUGCUUAUUUGAUUUCCGGGUCCAAAGGCGAUCUGGAGAAGCUCUGGAGGACACUUCAGGCUUUGUAUCAUCCACAGAAUUAUUAUGUUAUUCAUCUAGAUCUUGAGUCACCGCCAGAGGAGAGAUUAGAACUUGCAUCACGAGUGGAAAAGGAUCCCAUUUUUGCAAAGGUUGGCAAUGUGUACAUGAAUGCCAAAGCAAAUAUGGUUACUUACAGAGGACCCACCAUGGUUUCUAAUACUCUUCAUGCGUGUGCCAUUCUUCUCAAAAGACACAAGGAUUGGGAUUGGUUUAUUAACCUCAGUGCAUCAGAUUACCCCUUGGUUACUCAAGAUGAUCUUCUUUACACAUUUUCCAAUUUAAAACGAGAGUUAAAUUUCAUUGAGCAUACAAGCCGUUUAGGCUGGAAAGUGGGCAAAAGGGCAAUGCCAUUGAUUGUAGACCCAGGGCUCUACCAGAAAAACAAGUCUGAUAUCUUUUUGGCCAGACCUCGGAGGAAUUUGCCAACAGCAUUCAAUUUGUAUACUGGUUCAGCUUGGAUGAUCCUCUCACGUGCAUUUGUGGAGUACUGCAUAUGGGGCUGGGAUAAUCUUCCUAGAAACCUGCUCAUGUAUUACACAAAUUUUGUGUCCUCCCCUGAAGGCUACUUUCAGACUGUUAUCUGCAAUGCUCCAGAAUUUGUCCCAACAGUUGUCAACCAUGACAUGCACUACAUUUCUUGGGAUAUUCCUCCCAAACAGCAUCCCCGUACCCUUUCUCUUAAUGAUACAGAAAAAAUGAUUGCAAGUGGUGCUGCCUUUGCUCGUAAAUUCAAGCAGAAUGUUCCUGUCCUCGACAAAAUUGAUAAAGAAUUACUUGGACGAGAAAAUGGGAGCUUCACACAGGGUGGUUGGUGCGCAGGAAACCCUCCUUGCUCUGAGGUUGGAAAUCCCACAAGGCUUAAACCAGGACGGGGUGCUCAAAGGCUUCAGAGACUUUUAGGUAAACUAGUUUUGUCAGAUAAUUUUAGUAAAAAUCAGUGUAAGUAGAUUUUACAGUUAUCUUUCUUGCUUGAGGAUAUGGAAAGGCUAGCCUAAUUCACUUACCAGCACCAAUAUAACCAGUCAGAAUAAUGUAUCUCUUGUACCCAUUUUUGGAAGUUCUAUUUGAUAUAACACAUAUAAAAACUUAAAUUUCGUCAUCUAGAUUGUCUGCUGAGUUUCAUUGCA